AUGGCUACGAUUCAAGAUAUAGGUGUUUCUGCAGCUAUCAACAUACUGAGUGCCGUCAUAUUCCUGCUAGCAUUUGCUUUCCUACGGCUACAACCCAUCAAUGACAGGGUUUACUUCCCGAAGUGGUAUCUGAAAGGUUCAAGACAAAGCCCAAGCCAUGGGGGUGCAUUUGUACGGAAGUUUGUAAAUUUGGACAUGCGGUCAUACUUGAAGUUCUUAAGUUGGAUGCCUGCUGCUCUCCAAAUGCCAGAGGAUGAGUUGAUUAGCCAUGCAGGGCUUGAUUCAGCUGUCUAUCUGCGGAUCUACUUGACAGGGCUUAAAAUAUUUGUUCCAAUCACAAUUCUAGCAUUUCUUGUUCUUGUUCCUGUUAAUUGGACAAAUGAUACCCUUGAGGGCUUGAAGGUAGAGCACAGUGAUAUCGACAAACUUUCGAUAUCCAACAUACCUUUUGGGUCGAAGAGGUUCAUAGCUCACUUGACUAUGGCUUAUGUUUUCACAUUUUGGACAUGCUAUGUUCUGUUGCGGGAGUAUGAAAUAGUCGCAACAAUGAGAUUGCGUUUUCUUGCAUCAGAGAAACGCCGCCCAGACCAGUUCACAGUCCUGGUGCGGAAUAUACCACCUGAUCCAGAUGAAUCAAUUGGUGAGCUUGCAGAGCAUUUCUUCCUUGUGAAUCAUCCUGACCACUAUCUCACACAUCAGGUUGUUUAUAAUGCAAAUAAGCUCGCCAAACUGGUCAAAGAGAAGAAGAAGAUGCAGAAUUGGCUCGACUACUAUCAGCUGAAGUAUGAAAGAAAUACAAGUAAAAGGCCUACUGUUAAGACUGGUUUUCUUGGAUGUUUUGGUUCCAAAAUGGAUGCUGUUGAACACUGUGCAUCGGAAAUUGAGAGGAUAGAAAAGGAAGAAGCUGAAGAACGUGAAAAGAUCAUGAAGGAUCCCAAGUUAGUUGUUCCAGCGGCAUUUGUCUCCUUCAGAACACGGUGGGGUGCAGCAGUAUGCGCUCAGACACAACAAACCAGUAAUCCGACGGUUUGGUUGACUGAGUGGGCUCCAGAACCUCGUGAUGUGUACUGGGAUAAUUUGUCUAUUCCAAUUGUUCACCUUACAGUUAGAAGGUUAAUAAUUGCGGUAGCAUUCUUCUUUCUGAACUUCUUUUAUGUGAUCCCAAUCGCAUUUGUUCAGUCCCUUGCAAAUAUUGAAGGGAUUGAGAAGGCAGUUCCAUUUCUGAAGCCUAUAAUUGAAAUGCCUACUAUCAAAUCGUUCAUCCAAGGGUUCCUUCCUGGAAUUGCUCUGAAGAUCUUCCUCAUACUACUCCCAAGCAUAUUAAUGUUUAUGUCAAAGGUUGAAGGAUUGACAUCAGUGUCUUCACUGGAAAGAAGAUCUGCAUCGAAGUACUAUAUCUUCUUAUUCUUUAAUGUAUUCCUGGCAAGCAUCAUUGCUGGAUCUGCUUUGGAGCAGCUACAAACCUAUCUUCACCAGUCAGCAAAUCAAAUACCAAGGACAAUUGGUGUAGCAAUUCCAAUGAAGGCAACCUUUUUCAUAACGUAUGUAAUGGUUGAUGGAUGGGCUGGGGUAGCUGGUGAAAUAUUGAGAUUGAAGCCAUUGGUUAUUUUCCACUUGAAAAACUUUUUCUUGGUCAAGACUGAGAAAGACAGAGACGAGGCGAUGGACCCCGGAAGUAUUGGUUUUGAUUCAAAUGAACCCCAAAUACAGCUCUAUUUCUUACUUGGUCUCGUCUAUGCAGUGGUCACGCCGUUUUUGCUUCCAUUCAUAUUGGUAUUCUAUGUGCUCGCAUACGUGGUCUACCGCCAUCAGAUAAUAAAUGUGUACAAUCAAGAAUAUGAGAGUGCGGCUGCAUUUUGGCCAAGUGUCCAUGGGCGUAUAAUCACAGCAUUGAUCGUAUCACAGCUGCUUUUCCUUGGAUUAUUAAGCACAAAAGGCGCAGGCCAGUCAACACCAGUGCUCCUUGUUCUUCCUGUGGUGACCUUUUAUUUCCACAAAUACUGCAAGAACCGCUAUGAACCUGCUUUUGUGGAAUAUCCAUUACAGGAGGCAAUGAGGAAAGACACCCUAGAACGUGCGCGAGAGCCAGGGUUUGACCUGAAAACGUACCUGGCAAGUGCGUACAUCCACCCGGUUUUCAAAGGCGACGAUGACGAUGAGAAAUUCUCCAUGAUGGAUGAAGCGGAGGCAGACCAGGUCCUUGUGGCAACGAAGCGGCAAUCGAGACGGAACACCCCUGUCCCGAGCAGACACAACGGUUCAGAAGCACCUUCUCUGCCUGAAAUUGUAAAUGAUCAGCGACUAUGA
Messenger RNA from Triticum turgidum subsp. durum (durum wheat), 2307 nucleotides. The record is from the annotation of a GenBank genome assembly. NCBI's taxonomy places the organism in Eukaryota, Viridiplantae, Streptophyta, Magnoliopsida, Poales, Poaceae.